AACAACAAAACAGUCGAAUGCGAACCGUGAACGGAGAGGUCGAUUUGUUAUCAAAGCGACAAAAAUUUAGUUUAAUUAAAAAAUAAAAAUAAAACCCAGUACGGUCGAGUGAUUAUUCAAAUAAAUAAAUUACUUAGAUUGUGCAUACAUAUAGAACGGUUGCACCUACUUUUUUUACCGACUGAAUUUGCAUUUUUCCAUAUCAAAGUGCGGGUGGAAUAUAGUCAUGAAUUGGAGGCUUCUGCAAUAUGUUUUCAUUCACUUGAUCGCUGUGAAAAUGUCGUCGGCUAAUUUUUACGGUUUUGAUAAGAAUGUCGUUGAAUUGACCCAAGUGGAUUUCAGAGAUUUUGUGUUCAACAAGGACUAUGCAUCCAUCGUAGAGUUUUACAAUUCAUUUUGUGGAGCUUGCCGUCGUUAUUCACAAACGUGGAAAUCGUUUGCAUUAGACAUAAAUACAUGGAACGAUGUCGUCAAAGUAGCAGCAAUCGAUUGUUCCGAAAAUGAUGAAUUAUGUCGAGAAUAUGAAAUUCAUUAUUAUCCAUCGAUUCGGUAUUUUUCACCAUAUCUGAAAGACGAUCCAGAAGAGAAACAGCUGGGUAUACAGAGUACGGCCCGUGAGAUCAGUGUGAUGAAAGCAUUGACCGUGAACUAUCUACAAAACGAGACAAACAUUCCGCCGCAUUGGCCAGACUUAAGGCCACUGGAACGCAUUGCAGAACCGAAGGACAUAUUCGACAAUGUGACGGACGCAGUAAAAUACGCAAUUUUAGUCUAUCCAUCAUCGGUUAACGAACAUAUUGGCUAUGAGCUAACGCUAGACUAUCAUCUUCAGAAAGAGUUUAUGAUCAAGCAAAUAAACUCAACAGAGGCAGCCAAAACAUUUGGAAUCGAAUAUAAAUCAACGAUCCAUGUAGUCGACAGAAAUUUAAAGGUCGAGGCAUUGCCAACCGAAAUUUAUCACAAUUCCAAAGCGAUUAAAAGAAUUCUGGAAAAAUAUCUCGUCGACCAUGGCAUUGACCUUCAGCGGCAGGAAACUGUCUCGGAUGCAACCGCUGCAGCUCAGGACAAUCGAACAUUAACCGAAGAUGAGUUAAAUGUUUUGGCUAAGGUUAAAAACAUGUCACAUGUGGUAUUUCAAGCUGAUCUCGAAAAAGCCAUUAAACUCAGCCUCACCGUGGAAGUCUAUAAGAAUCAGGAAAUACAGGGAGAAUCUCAACAUGCCCUAAGCAGAUACAUUGCUGUUGUUAAGAAGUACUCACCAUUGGGUGCCCGAGGCGAGAAUUUCUUUGAAAAUUUACUGAAUUUCGUCAACUCAUCCUCUGAUGGUAUAGAUGGAGCCUCGUACAAGAAGAGGAUACAGGAACUGGAAACUGAAACCGAAUUUUUCGAUAAACGUUGGAUCGGUUGCCAAGGAAGUGCUCCAAACCUACGCGGAUAUUCAUGUGGUCUAUGGAAACUGUUUCAUCACCUCACUGUUCGGGCAUCAAAUGCGACUGAAGAUAAUGAUCCUCUGGAAGUUCUAACGGCAAUUGUCGAUUACGUAAAACAUUUCUUUGGGUGUAGCGAAUGUGCAAUGCAUUUUCAAGAAAUGGCUGUUGCUAGAGAUAUGUGGAAUGUAAGCACCAGAGAUGAUGCUGUCCUUUGGCUAUGGAAAGCACAUAACAUAGUUAGCGAUCGGAUCAGCGGUGACACAACCGAUGAUCCAGAAUUUCGGAAGAUUAAAUUUCCCAGUUUUACGGCAUGCCCACAAUGUCGUGUUGGCUUUAAUUUCAGCGAGGAAGAUGUGCUAACAUUUUUGAAAGAUAUCCAUGCCGAUGAGAACAUUAAUAGUUUCGGCAGCAAGUCUUCUGAUGAAAUUCCUAAAUUCUUACAUCGAGUCGUUGAUGAAACUGCAACAAAGGUGCCAGUGAAUCUCUCCACGAUCGCUGCAAUUGGCUUCUGUGUCUGUAUUCUGUUCGUUGUUGUGCUCAUUGUUAUUUUCAGAAAAGUAAAGAGACCAUCGCGACAAUUUGGCAUUCGUUCUUCAAGUGUGUAGGUAUUUUUUUUUAUAUAUAAGUAGAUAAACGCGUAAACAUUUACUGUGAUUGUUGUUACUGCUACUGAUAAAUCAAAGCUCAUUGAAUUCAAUCAAUUUUCUUAUUCGAACAUUGUGUGCCAUGCAUAAAGUGAGCAAAAGUGAUUGUUUCCGCUUGAUAACCUUGCUAGACAACAACAACAACAGCACACAUUCGCAGGAUGGUAUGACAUACUACGGAACGUAAAUUUAAAAACUUUUAUUGAAUUUUAAAAUGUUAAAUGUAGCAAUCAGAUUAAAUGACACAAUAAAAGAA
Bradysia coprophila is the source of this 2330-nucleotide messenger RNA. RefSeq names its product sulfhydryl oxidase 1-like. The record is from RefSeq and is a predicted model, not a curated record. Lineage: Eukaryota; Metazoa; Arthropoda; Insecta; Diptera; Sciaridae. Gene Ontology annotation, biological process: protein folding. Gene Ontology annotation, molecular function: protein disulfide isomerase activity; flavin-dependent sulfhydryl oxidase activity. Gene Ontology annotation, cellular component: Golgi membrane.